AUGUCCUCCUACAAGCUGGUGCUGAUCCUGCAUAGUGACAGUGCCUGGAACCUGGAGAACCGCUUCAUCCGCUGGUACCACAUUGACCAGAGCCUGGGGGGCCACGAGGAGGUAAAGCAUGGUGGGCAGGCGCUGCGAGACGCUGGCUAUGUGUCCGACAUCUGCUUCACCUCUGUGUGGAAGCAAGCCAUCCGUAGAUUUUGGACGAUGCUGGACAUCAUCGACCGGAUAUGACUGCCGGUCGUGAGGCUGUGGUGCCUCAAUGAGUGCCACUAUGGGGGGCUGAGGGACCUCAGCAAGGCGGAGACCACCGCCAAGCACAGUGAGACCCAGGUGAAGAUCUGGAGGCGUUCCUACGACGUGCUGCCGCCCAUGGAGCUUGACCUCCCCUUCUAUGGUAACAUCAGCAAGGAUCGUAGGUACGCAGACCUCACUGAAGACCAGCUACCCUCCUGUAAGAGUCUGAAGGACACCAUUGCCAGAGUGCUGCCCUUUUGGAAUGAGGAAAGCAUUCCCCAGAUCAAGGAGGGCAAGUGGGUACUGAUCGGGGCGCAUGGCAACAGCCUCCGGGCCAUUGUCAAGCACUUGGAAGGUGUCUCUGAAGAGGCAAUCAUGGAGCUGAACCUGCCGACUGGGAUGCCCAUCGUGUAUGAGUUGGACAAGACCUUGAUCCCCAUCAAGCCCAUGCAGUUCCUGGGGGACGAGGAGACCGUGUGCAAAGCCAUGGAAGCUGUUACCACCCAGUACAAGGCCAAAAAGUGA
This is a messenger RNA of Carlito syrichta (Philippine tarsier), 762 nucleotides long. Its product is annotated as phosphoglycerate mutase 1-like. The record is from RefSeq and is a predicted model, not a curated record. Gene Ontology annotation, biological process: glycolytic process. NCBI's taxonomy places the organism in Eukaryota, Metazoa, Chordata, Mammalia, Primates, Tarsiidae. Gene Ontology annotation, molecular function: intramolecular phosphotransferase activity.